GUGAAGUUUAGGGAUUGCGAUGCAAUUUCGUCUUUUGCAAUUGCAGUUCCAGGUUCCCGCUCUCUUCUUUAUGGGAGCCAACCACACUCUCUCGCGCACACACACACACAUACAGAGAUAUUUUCACAGUUCAGAAAAAACAGAAAUUUCGUCUGGCAAUAAUGAUGAAAUCAAGCAGAGAAUCGACGCCUUCAAAUGUUUCGCAUUCAGGCUACAAUGGCGUUUGUAUCAUGAGUACAGCAUGGAAAGACGAACAGCAUCCAUCCUUCAUCAACUUCAUCUCCUCGUUUCUUGAUGCAAACUCUUACAGAUUAAAUUUUGUGCCGAUUGCUCCUGAUUUCAUCUUUAACACCGGAGGUCUUUCUGUAGCCUUCAUAUUUGUGACCAAUUGGGAUGUCGAGUGUGCUGAACCAAUCUUUAGCAAGAUUUCGAAGAUGAGUAGACAGUUUGCCAACUUCUAUGUGGCUGUUACUCUCCCGACCAAGGAUCAGAAUGACUCCUUCAUACGUUCUUAUUUCAAAUACGGCAUGGAGUUUGGUAAGCCGACUUUCAUUCCUGUGAAAGACUUGGAGAUGGGGUUUGAAAAGAUUGUAAAGGUAGCUCAUGCACGUGGAGUUUGCAAGAGGCAGGAUGCAAUAGCUAAACUGAAGGCUGAGAGAGAAAAGUCAGUGCAGUCCAUGGACCUGUACAUCAAAGUGGUUACAUCCAUUCCUGGAAUUGAUAGCCAUGAUGCUAACGCGCUCAACCAAGCCGUUGGUUCCAUAGAAGCAAUAGCCAAAGCAUCAAAAGAAUACAUUUUGGAGAAUACUGAUCUUUCAACCGAGAAAGCUGAGACUGUUGCAAAAUUUUUCAGAGACCCGAAGUAUUACCUUGGUCCCAAAAUUGGAUGAACUUGGAGUUUUCCAAGCUAGUAUACUGUUAACCGCCUAGAAAUGGUCUUUGUCAAUCUCACAUUUUAAGGUUUUGUUGCACAUUUGGAUCUCUUUUUAUUUUUUUCAUCUAUGCUGGUGUCCUGAGAAAGCAAGGUAUAGUAUAAUUCUGAGAGUUCAACUUUAGGCACUGGCCACAUUCUGGAAUUGUCUCUCCCUACUUUAAUUCUGUAUAAAAUUAAAGGUCUGUUGGAGCUUUUAUGAAACUGAAC
Molecule: messenger RNA, 1141 nt
Organism: Striga asiatica
Lineage: Eukaryota; Viridiplantae; Streptophyta; Magnoliopsida; Lamiales; Orobanchaceae
Source: the annotation of a GenBank genome assembly